AUCGGAAAGCAGAACCCUUUCUUUCAUCGCUUCGAGUAUAGCAGUCUCGAUCUAUUAAAUCGUUCAACAUGUUCAAGCUGUGCCUUCUCUCCGUUCUCCUAACUAUCGUUUAUGCUGCCCCUGCACCUGCGCCAGGAGCGGUUUUAGCAGCACCUGCGGCAAUUGCAGCGGCAAUUCCAGCGCCCAUCGUGACAGCCAGUAGCAGCCAAGUGGUAGCUAGAAAUUACAACACGCUCGCCGCAGCUCCACUCGCCGCAGCUCCCGCGAUAGCAGCGGCAGCUCCACUGGCUCCGAUCGCCUACGCCGCGUCGCCUCUAGCAGCUUACAGCACUCACGCCAUUGCACCUGCAGCUGCAUACGCAGGAUAUGCUGCCUAUUCCGCACCAGAUCCAGUGUCUCAAGCGGUUUAUGUCACGACGUGCGUUAAGAAAACGCAAAAGAGAGAAGAGAGGUGGAGGCCGAGGGAUCGCUUGCUCCUAUAUAAGAGGAGAUACGUCGUAUUUUGGAAUAUUAUCGUACUGACUGCAAGCCAGACAUAUACGAGCUCCAAGAUGUUCAAACUGUUGUGCUUGUUCGCCUUUUUGGCAUUCGCCGCUGCUGCACCCGCACCCGCGCCCGCACCAGCACCUGGCGCGAUCAUCGGCGCUCCGCUUGUGACAUCCUACAGUGCUCCGAUCGUUUCCGCACCGUUAGCUUACAGCGCAUACAGCCUACCGACUUAUAGCGCGUACUCGGCAUACCCGGCCUUACCGUACGCGUAUAAGAAUUAUGCGACUGGCCUAAUCGUCUAAACACCGGAGGACCGCGCCAGGCAUUCAGGAGGCAUUAAGGACCAAUUUCCAUUGACACACUUCAUAAAUCGAUCAAUGACGCCUACGAAAUCUUUUCCAAAAAUCAACCACGGAUUAUUCUCCGCGGUUUAUUCUCUUCAUCCCUUUCUCGUUCGUUUGAAUAACUCCGCAUUUACAUUCCAUUAGAUUCAGAAUCAAUAAAGCCGCUUAAAAGCAA
This is a messenger RNA of Cyphomyrmex costatus, 1008 nucleotides long. Its product is annotated as cuticle protein 18.6. Bases 69 to 791 code for a protein of 240 amino acids. NCBI's taxonomy places the organism in Eukaryota, Metazoa, Arthropoda, Insecta, Hymenoptera, Formicidae. The record is from RefSeq and is a predicted model, not a curated record. The transcript is spliced from 5 exons.